AUGACAGCACUGUCAUGGAUUCGGUCGGAUCCAAGACGCUACAAACCCUUUGUAGCUCAUCGGGUAGGAGAAAUUCUGGAGAGUACGAAUGUCAAUGAGUGGAGGUGGGUUCCGUCCAAACUAAACCCAGCGGACGAAGCAACUAAGUGGGGUCGAGGUCCUUAUUUUAACCAGGAGAGCCGAUGGUUCACCGGGCCAGAUUUCCUGCGAAGUCCAGCAGAAGAAUGGCCAGAAAGAAUGGAACCGUUAGUAGCUACAGCCGAAGAUGCCAGACCUUCGGUGUUUUAUCAUUUUGCAGCUGAACCAGUACUAGACUUCCAACGAUUUUCAUCGUGGAAGAGGAUGCUACGUACCACAGCUUAUGUUCUUCGGUACCUAUUCAACAUCCGGAAUCCAAACCGGAGGCUGCGAGGAUCACUUUCACAACCCGAGCUACUCAAUGCAGAGCGAACCAUCUUCAAGCUUGCGCAGAGAGAAAGCUAUGCGGAUGAAAUGGCGACCCUCGAAAAGUCUAAGGCGAUGAGCAAUCAGGUGUUUGUCAAUCGAAAAAGCAAGAUCUACAAGUUGAUGCCUGUAAUGGAUGACGUAGGCUUGUUGCGGCAGCGAAGCCGCAUAAUUGCUGCAAAAGAUGUUUCUUACGAUUCCCGAUUUCCCAUAAUAUUGCCCUCCAAGCACCGAGCAGUGAGUCUUCUGGUAGAGAACUAUCAUCGACGCUACCGACACGCGAAUAACGAAACCAUCGUUAAUGAGCUCCGUCAGCAUUACGUUAUUCCGAAUUUACGUCGGAUCGUAAAAACGAUUGCAUAUAAAUGCCAGCUCUGUAAAAUCCGCAAGGCACGUCCAUACAACCCACCCAUGGCCGCUCUUCCACCAGCUCGACUGGCGUUGCAUUGUCGUCCGUUUACGUACGUAGGGCUGGAUUAUUCUGGUCCGUUCUUAACGAAAGUGGGGAGAUCAAACGUGAAGAGGUGGAUUGCCCUAUUCACGUGUCUUACAGUUCGAGCUGUCCACCUCGAAAUUGCCUACAGUUUAUCGACAGCUUCCUGCAUUUCUUGCAUACGAAGAUUCCUCGGCCGUCGAGGAUCACCGGCUGAAAUAUUUAGUGACAACGGUACAAAUUUUCAAGGUGCGGAGCGAGUUCUCCGAGCGCAGAUAGACAAGGAACUAUCGGAAACGUUCACCAGCACCACAAUGAAGUGGAGUUUCAUUCCUCCCGGGGCUCCACAUAUGGGAGGAGCUUGGGAAAGGUUGGUGCGGUCAGUAAAGUUGGCUAUGGAAGAUGCAUAUACCGAAGGGAAGUUGACGGAUGAGGAGCUGCUUACACUGAUUGUGGAGGCAGAAAGUAUUGUCAACUCGAGACCUCUGACAUAUUUACCAUUGGAUUCUGAGGAGACUGAAGCCUUGACACCGAAUCAUUUCUUGAUCAUGUCAUCCAGUGGAUCGAAGUGCAACAGUGUUGAUAUGGGGAAUUCUCAAAGAAACCUUCGAGAGAAUUGGAAUAGUAUUCAGCAGCAGGUGCACAAAUUUUGGCAACGCUUUCUGGUAGAGUAUCUGCCAGUCAUCAGAAGACAGCCGAAAUGGUUCGACGAAACCAAACCUUUGCAAGUUGGUGACUUGGUAUUGGUUGCAGAUGGCGAAAAACCUAAGGAGUGGAUACGAGGCAAAGUGAUACAAAUCUUCCAAGGAGCAGAUGGCAAGGUUCGACAGGCUUCCGUGCAAACAAGACAGGGAAUCUUCAGGCGUCCUACUUCAAGGCUAGCAGUGCUCGACGUAAAUGAUCGAAGUGCUGUCCCUAAGGACUAUGGGAAGCACCAGGGGGAGGAUGUUACGGUACCAUCGAGCUAG
Molecule: messenger RNA, 1845 nt
Organism: Toxorhynchites rutilus septentrionalis
Lineage: Eukaryota; Metazoa; Arthropoda; Insecta; Diptera; Culicidae
Exons: 1
Coding region: 1-1845 (614 amino acids)
Biological process (GO): DNA integration
Molecular function (GO): nucleic acid binding
Source: RefSeq, a predicted model, not a curated record